This is a messenger RNA of Cylicocyclus nassatus, 667 nucleotides long. The record is from the annotation of a GenBank genome assembly. NCBI's taxonomy places the organism in Eukaryota, Metazoa, Nematoda, Chromadorea, Rhabditida, Strongylidae.
AGAAAGCGUUCAAUGAAUCUUCUCCUGUUCACAUUAUUUCCAUUAGCCAUAAGUUUCAUAGACCCGAACAGCAACAAGCAAAUCUUCAGAAGCUCUGCCCAGUCUCGUGGCUACUCGUAUCUCAAUUGUUCGAAUGCAGCGUGCGCUGGUCAUUGCGAAAAUGGAUGGACAUACUUCGACGAAACGGAUUCGUGCUAUAAGAUUUUCCGCUGGGAGACCUUUUACAACGCUGAAAGCCGUUGUAGGAAUUAUGGAGCACAUCUGGCCUCAAUCCACAGUGCUAAUGAAAACCAAUUUGUAGCCGACUUGGCAGAGACGGGACUUGAAUGGCCUUUCGAUCUUAUACAUGCACGUGCAACGUGGAUAGGUUUGAGACGGGCUGACUCCCCAAACGGGGAAUGGCUUUGGACAGACGGAACAAAAGCUAAAUUUCUAGCGUGGGCUCCGAAUGAACCGAAUAACGCGAACGGAAAUGAAGGCUGUGUGGAGCUAUUCAGUGACCGUUUUGAAGCUGCAGAACAAGGAUACUCUUUACAUUACCACAAAUGGAAUGACUUCAGGUGCUCCACCAAAGUGAGGUCAUUUGUAUGCAAGAAAAUCGCUCUACAUUGAUUUGCGUGAUUUGACUGUUGUAGUUGAUCGGCUAUCUUUUCAACACAAAGUAUCA